Messenger RNA from Rhopilema esculentum, 2458 nucleotides. Its product is annotated as beta-1,3-galactosyltransferase 6. The record is from RefSeq and is a predicted model, not a curated record. Lineage: Eukaryota; Metazoa; Cnidaria; Scyphozoa; Rhizostomeae; Rhizostomatidae. Gene Ontology annotation, molecular function: galactosylxylosylprotein 3-beta-galactosyltransferase activity. Gene Ontology annotation, biological process: protein O-linked glycosylation; glycosaminoglycan biosynthetic process. Gene Ontology annotation, cellular component: Golgi membrane.
AUGGCUUUUAAACGAAGGCAGCUAACAUUGUUUUUUGAAACCAUGCAAAGCUUUCCAGCUUGUAGUGACACUAAAGCUGAGAGUCGCAAUGCAGAAGAUGGGGAAGAGAUACUUCUGGACUAUGUUGAUGAUCCAAUGCUUGACAUUGUUGUUGUUGGAUAUUGUUGUUGCUUCUGGACGAACAACGGAAAAAUUCUCAAAAAACUCAACCGAAUCGCAGGAGCACAGAGGUCUGAUGCGAAGGAGAAAAUUGGCCACGACGGCGCAUUUUCUCAACGACGGCGCAUUUCCACAUCAAAGAAUACACAAAGCGAUGCUAACUCUGGAAGCGUGAAAUGUGAAGGCUACCUGCACAUCAUGGACAUAAACCAGGAAAGAUCUUCAUUCUUGAAAAAAGUCUUCAUAGUGCUACUGGCUGUGCAGCUUUGUGUUGUUGUUCUUCUUCAGUUGCCUUUUGGACAUGUUAAAGUUUAUCAUAGCAAAUUUCAUACUGGACCAAGAAUACUUUCUCGUUUAGAAAAGCAGAACAUAGCAGAUAAUACAGUUAGUACCAAAUUGGCACAACCAGAAGUACCAAAAGCCAUAUUGGAACUUGACAAGAAUCCAGUUUAUGAGAGAUUCAAAAUUCCAAACCCACCAGUCCAAAUUGAAACAAACCUCCUAAUCAUAGUAUCAUCUGCCCCAAGAAGGAUUGACAGAAGAUCAGCAAUCAGGGACACUUGGUGGACCCAAUGUAAAAGCAGUGAAAGGGUCAAAGUUACAUGUGUAUUUAUGACAGACUACUUUGAACCUUCAACAAAAACUGGUAGGGAACUUUUAGAGGAAGAAAAAACACAUAAAGAUAUUGCAUUCCAAAAGCUAAAAGGUGGUGUGGAAUUCGGAAGGAGGUUUUUGUACCACAUGAUUUGGGCAAUGAAAAAUUAUAAGUUUGAUUAUUUCAUGAGAAUGGAUGAUGAUUACUUUUUUUGCCUAGAAAGGUUUCUCCACGAGCUGCCCUUACCAAUGCGCAAAUUAUACCAUUGGGGAUAUGUGCAUUGUUUGUCAAACAUAGUCAGACCAGAAGAAAGCAUUAUACUUCUUUCCAAUGACCUAAUCAAGAAGUUCCUUAAACAAGAUCCAAAUGUUAUCAAAGGUCAUCCAUGGGCUGAUCAAAUGAUAGCAACAUGGGUUCAAGAGUUGAAUAUACAAUCUCUUUAUAAUCAUGACCCAAGACUCCAUCAUCACCCACCUUUACGGGAAUUUGGUGAUGUCCCUGAACGCUUCAAAAAAGUGUGCACAAGAUAUAUUGGAGUACAUGGCAGCUAUCCAAAAGACAUGAGACUUCUGUGGACCUUGAGAGAAGGCAAUGCAAUUUCUGAUGGUAAUCUGGACAAAUAUUCUGGUAAAUGUAAGGUUCCACAAAUUUUUGAUUGGCGUGUCUUUGGUGGUGUUUGGAGGUAUGAGCCCAAGAAACUAAUUGACAACCCAGUAUGGGAUACUACAAAGCAAAAGGGAAAUGGCAAGGACUAUGGUGGGAGGGAAGAAGGACAGAAUAAAUGAUUCUACUUCAAUUUAGGAAAAUGGCUGUCUGGUAACCAGUAGGUCCCUCUAAUUCAUAGUCAGGGGAGACAGAACUGUCACUCUGUAAACUACACUGAAAAUUUUACCCUUUUGGAUUAAAUUAAACCUUCUAUUUAAUAAGGAAAAUAUUAUGCCCUUAUUUAAUUAACCCUUAUUUAUGGUACUAAAAUUAUCUGCAGAGGAAGACAGGACUUGGUUCCAAAAGUUUUUUGUAGAGUCAUUUGCUCAGUUUCUUUGUAUCAAUUGUUUGAAAAAAGGAUUUUAGUAUAUGAAAUGGAUCUAGUCUUUUUAACCAAAAAUGGCACAAAACCAUGUAAUGAAUAAUAUUUUGAAAUAUCAAGGCAUGCAGUUAUCAGUACCUCCAAUAUGAUCAAUAUGUGCCACAGGGUUUGUGACUCUUAACCCAGUUUGUUCUUACUAAGAUUCUCACAGUUUAUAUACUUAUUGCAUGGCAAGGAACAGUUAUAAAGAAAUAUCUAGACGUGUUUCCAAAAGGAACUCAAACCAGAGAAGGCUGUCAACCAGACACAACACAGACAUUAAACAGCCAAGGAAUGAUAAUUUGGAAAAAGCUAGUUUGAUACCUGUUAUUGUGACUGAUAUUCAUAAAUUUUAAUUUUUUGUUUGAUGUGUUCUUGUACUGUUUAUAUGAUUAUUUAAAUUCACUGCUCAGAUUUUCAGUUUAAAGCAUAAAAACAAGCAUAUCAUCGUGAUUCGUGACUGGCAUUAAUACAUUUUCAUAUCUAUUUUGAGGUAAUCUUUUAUGGUAAAUUUAAUUCACCCUUCAGAUUGCUUAUUUUGAAGCACAAAAAACAAUGUCAGUAAACUAAUGCUAAAAGAGUAUGAACCUUACUGUUGUUAAGUUAUUUUGAUUGUUCAUGUAUGUUGCCAAAACCCA